AUGUAUCCCAUCUGCAUCCCUGAUGGACGUUUCUCUGUACAAGAAGGAGCGACAGUAAACAUGAGCUGCACUACUGAGAUAGGAAACCCACCAGUACUGAUACAUAUUCUUACGAACAGUACCAUAUAUGAAUGGACUUAUAUCACAGUUGGUAACGAACGGAUUGGGUCUUUGAAUCUGAGUGUAAAUGCAACUAAUCAAGGUUUUUCAUAUGAAUGUAAAAUCACAUCGACAAGAUUCCCAGGUAUGGAACGAUCAUGCACAAUGGGUCCAAUAUCAAAUACGUCUGAGCCAAGUGAAAGUUCGACAUCAACAACCCUACAUCAGAGUACAUCAGCAGCUACAGAAAUCACAAACAGUCCAAUCAUAGACCCAAGUACAGAUUCCUCCACACGCCAGCCAGAAUCGAAUACUGGUCUUCCGAUUGCCAUCAUAGCAGGAGCCGGUGGUGCUGGUGGCCUCAUACUCCUCAUAGUGUUAACACUGGUUGUACUCUACGUUUGUAAAUGCUGCUGCUUCAAUGAUAAACCAGGCAGACCAUCAUCAUUAUGGCUGACUGACUUACCGUUAGAUGAACCAACCCAAGACCCACAACACACCAACCCUGACUUCGAUCACAGCGAACCCAAGAUGUCCACGAGCGUCUACCAGAAUGUGACUGAUAUGCAAGAAAAUAAAGUUGAUCCAAGAAUGCCACCACAAUCUGCCCCAGAAUCACCCCACCUUGACCCACACGACGACGAGGCAGAAGACUUCAUUUCUCAAAGAAAAUUCUCAACUCACUCUGAAAACAAUGAACACGGUCCCAAAUCUCCAGGUGUCUCAAGCUUUAAAUUAACCAGGUCAGAUGAUCGCAUCACUGACAAGGAAGAUGGGGAGCAUCUUGGAGCAGUAGAGCCAGAUGAAGGAGAUGCUCCUAUGUAUGGAGUGGUGAAGAAACCGAAUCGCGUCUCAAAGGAAAUUAAGAAGAAACCACCGGAGGUUGCGUCAGAUGUUCCAGAUCCCUGGGCUAAUGCUUCCCUCGAUCAGCAUGAGAACAUGAACCCAGCAUCCACAGAGAGUGAGUAUGCAGAGGUGUCAUCCUUAUCUGCUGACCAAGGCCUAAGAGGGAAGCCAACGGCUAUGGUUAAACCUGUGUCCCACACCCCUAAACCACCAGUUCACCCUAAACCUGUCACAGACCGCCAAUCAUCACGACGUACAAACACUAAUCAAGCCCCACCAAGUGUAGACAAAAAGCCCGUCAAGAAGUUUACACCCAGUCAGAGAAAUCCAUUAGGAGAUGAGGUUGGGAAGCGAGAUGAGGCACCUCUGCCUACACCCGUAGCACCGGGUGUACACCCACAACCUCCACCACCGGCAUCGCCUCUCGUUGACCAUGAGGAGAAUGCAUCAGUGGAGGAAUACGGCGAGGAAGGAGGCCAUGAGGUACCAUCGGAAACCCAGGUACCUCGUGAGGCACCAUCGGAUACCCAGGUACCUCAUGAGGCUCAUGCACCAGAUGAUCAUGACGUAACGUACGCUGAGCUUGAGUUUCAAUCUGCAACAUCUGACGCAAUGCCUGAACCACAAGAAGAGCAGACAGUGUAUGCCAGUAUCACGACCAUUCACCAGAAUGCCUUUAUUGUUGAGUGGUCGAGACAUGCCUCCUCUGAAACGCAGUUUAAUGAGGAGAUAGUGGCUCCCAAUGGACAAAGCUUAAACAAAUACACGCUUAAUCGAAAUGUCAGUGAGACUCAUUCGCUGUUCACGGAUGAGGUACAGACCCUGACAUUUACUGCGAAUAGAAACGACACAUCAUUUUUCACUUGCCGUCUGAGGCUACUAGGUGUAAUAAUAGCUACAGACUCUUUGCUGUUACCAGUGCUUUACUUCCCAUCUGCCAUAUACCCCAUCUGCUUCCCUAAUGGUCCUUUAACAGUACAAGAGGGAGCGACAGUAAACAUGAGCUGCACUACUGAGAGAGGGAACCCACCAGUACAGGUACUUAUAUCUUCAAGUUCCACUAAUAAUGUGAUACGGAUACCAACUGCAGAUCUUAAAGGUGAGCCCACAAGGUCUGUUAUAGAGCUAACAUUAAACGCAUCAGACGAUGGUAGUUCGUUUGAAUGUAGAAUCGUUUCUACGGCAACGAAACUCAAUAAUUCUGAAAAUUCCUGCAUCUUUGGACCAAUAACUGUACUUUAUAUGACAACUGAACACGAAGAAAACAAAAUACUGGCCACCACUGCAGUACCGCCUACUUCUGAGAUGACUGUUUUUCAGACAACUUCCAUAUGGAUUCUAGUCUCCGUUCUUGUCGGCGUUUCUUGCAUCCUCGUCACCUUCUUUCUUAUUAGACAUUGUAAGAUCACCAAAAAGAAGGAAACCAAAGUAGCAAAAGCUGAUCACUACACGGAGCUGCAACCAACGGAUGAUGAGAACACUGUAUACAUAGAACCAACGACUACACCUGUCACACAAGAAGCAGAGAAGGAAAGCCAAGAGGAUGGUUACCUUCGUCCACUGCAACAUCCCAAGGUGCAAAUAAGGAACCACCAAGUCGCUGUGCAGGUUGACACAACACCAAGCUCAGAAGCAACUACCACACAAGAUACCCACUACCAAACAGUUGAAGAAGAGACUGGCAGCCCAGAUGAUGACUACCUUCGACCACGGCCACAUGAUCUCAAGGAGCAAAGACAGAACCACCAAGUCAGAGUGCACGUUGACCCAACACCAAACUCACGAACAACUAACACUCAAGACACCUACUACCAGCCAGUUGAAGUAGAUAAGGAAAUCCAAGAGGAUGGCUACGCUCGGCCAGAUGAUCCCAAGGAGCAAAGAAAGAAUCACCAAGUCAGUGUGCACGUUGAACCAACACCAAGCUCAGAAGCAACUGGCACUCAACACACCUACUACCAACCAGGAGAGACAGACAGCCCAGAGUAUGACUACGCUCUGCCAGCAGAGGGCAGCACUAGCACCAGCUACGAAGCUGCCAGACAGCAGUGUCAAGCUGAGAGACCACAUCAGAAUAUUAACAAUAGUAACAAUAACAACAACAACAAUAACAACAAUGAGAAAAGAAGGCGUGUAGGCGUGGUUGUCAGGCCAGUUUUUGACUUUGGGUCAGAGGGUAUCACCAACAUCAGUCAAGCGGCCAGAAAGCCAGAGAAUUUUGCUGAGAAACCACAUCAGAAUGUUAAAAAUAAUAAUACAAAAAGACGGCUUGGUGUUGUUUUCAAUCCUACCAAACACUAACCCUUAAAUGUUUCUAAAGUUGCAUUACUGGUUUUUAAACAGUGAAUUAAUUUGCAUCUCAACUUUUUAAUAGUGCACACACACACAAAAUACCUGAAAAAAUGCAGGUGUUCAUUUUUUGUUGGAAAAACCCACCAAAUUGUAAUAAAAUAAGAAUAAUUAUGACAGGGCCGGGCCCUUGUGCACGCGUACUUUUCGAAACAUCAUUUAUUUAUUUAUAUGAAUGUAACUGCAAUACUAUUGUUCUCGUGAUUUUCAGUGUAAUUUCCAUUUUUAAAUCUUUUUAAAUUAUUGUUAAUAUUUGUAUAUUGUUGUAAUGCGCAUCUGUACAUAUUUUAUGAAACUGGCGCAUAAUAAAUGAAUAAAUUGUUAUAAUUAACUAUCCCCGUACAGUACGAUAACCACGCCAUACAAUGACUUGAAACAUACGUCUGAAAGUCCUUUGAAGAUUAUUUCAAAGAUGCUACGUUAAAAACUUAUCAAUGUUUAAGUUGACUUUCAAUUUCGAUAAAUUUCGAUAAAUUAUUAAGGCAUUUUACGAAUAAAGUUUUGUUUUAAUAAAAAAAACAUUGUUUACGUAUUAUGCUUAGAUGAUGUGAAUGCUUGCACAGUCAGCUACAAUCCAUUGUUUAUUGUGGACGUAUCAAUCAGUUGCAAGCGGAAGGGGAAAAGCCCCGAAUGUAAAACAACACGCAGCUGUUUACUGUUUGUCAACAGAGGGCGGUGCUAUUGUCUCAUUUCUUACCAAAAAAACAUUAUAAGAUGCAAAAUUGUUAAUUUCCUUCAUUAAUACAGAUGGUAAACCAUUGGUCAACAAGUGAAAGGAAAUAGUAAAACUAACCUUUAAAAUAUUUUAGAUGUCAUAGUUUGAGUUGGUAGCCAAUCGGCAUUUGCGUUGAAAGCAGAACCUAAACCCAGCUCUUGCUAGACUUGGUUACAAGUCUGCAAUCGUAGCUUUUAGUCUACCCGAUAGCCAAUACAUUAUUGCCUGAAGUAGCACCCUCUUGUUAGAUUAACCUCAGUCAUCAUAGCUUAGCACGUUAUAGCUAAUCUGUGGGGGCGUUUUUCGUGGCUGAUGCAGAGGAAUAAACCGCGAUCUCAGACUUGAAAUCAAGUCUAAGCUCUUGCUAAAUCACCAGCCGCCAAAACACCCUGAUACAAAGUAAAAACUCCCUGGGAAUGUUUCCGACUGCGGAAGUUGAUUUGUUGUUUUAGUACCAUCCGGAGGAGUGAAUCAUUUCAGUUCCAGGUAGUUAAUACAAUCAAACCCAGUGGACAUUUCAUGAUAUAUAAAGAGCCCGUGUGUUCGAAAUUCGAUUCGAAAUGUAUAUUUACAAAUAUCUUUAAGAAUAGUGGUUUCUCCGACUUAGUCAUAAUAGUAAUGUUUUUGAUUUCUCAAUAUAUAUUUCUCCUAUCACCUAAAAAUAAUAAGGAGCUAUGAAAUAUUGCAUACAUUAUACCACUUUUAAUUAUUUAACUUAUAAAUUUAUUGUGGAUUACAACAGCAACGAUUUUGUUAAAAUCGUUUCACUCGUCAUUAGAAAAUAGCAAUCCGUUUACUUCAACACCAAGUCAAUAUACAGUGCGGUGUUUUUACUUGAACUGUAUAUUUUUGAAGAUCUUUGUGAUAGUAUUUUGGUUUUGAGAUAAU
This is a messenger RNA of Asterias rubens (European starfish), 4897 nucleotides long. RefSeq lists its product as uncharacterized. The record is from RefSeq and is a predicted model, not a curated record. Lineage: Eukaryota; Metazoa; Echinodermata; Asteroidea; Forcipulatida; Asteriidae. The transcript has 2 exons. The coding region runs from base 1 to 3246 and encodes 1081 amino acids.